Molecule: messenger RNA, 6665 nt
Organism: Labrus mixtus (cuckoo wrasse)
Lineage: Eukaryota; Metazoa; Chordata; Actinopteri; Labriformes; Labridae
Product: solute carrier family 66 member 2
Exons: 5
Coding region: 206-940 (244 amino acids)
Biological process (GO): retrograde transport, endosome to Golgi; phospholipid translocation
Cellular component (GO): endosome; trans-Golgi network
Source: RefSeq, a predicted model, not a curated record
AGUUUAGUUUUGAAUGAGGGGGAAUUAUUCUACAGUGUUUACAAAUUUUACAAACACUCCAUGAAGAAGAAGUUGUGAAGUUAAUUUAAUUUACACUGUAGCCCAUUUAGUGCCACAACAACCUGCAUAUUUAAUACUGGAAUCUGACUGCCCCUCAGGUGAAACCUCCAAACCCUCCGGACACCUCUGAGCGUCUCUGGGUGUGAUGGAAGCAGAGGUGCUUCUGCAGGAUGAGGACGUGGAGGGCUCGUGGACGAUGCUGUCCUGGCUGGCGUCCUGCCUCAUGGUGUUUGGAGGGGCGCUGCCCUACGUGCCACAGUACCAGGAGAUCCAGAGGAGCAACAACAGCGACGGCUUCUCCACCAAAGUGUGCCUGGUGCUGCUCAUUGCAAACAUCCUGCGUAUCUUCUUCUGGAUAGGGAAGCAGUUUGAGCUCACCCUGCUGCUCCAGAGCGUGGUGAUGAUCCUCACCAUGUUUGCCAUGCUCCACCUCUGCUGCAUGGUCCAAAACACCAACCGAGUGAGCACCAAGCAACACCGACUCUCAGAUUUGGACUUUCGCUACUUCUGGAAGUGGAGUGCGUUCGAGGACUACCUGCUCUUCUGCUUCGGCUUCACCGUGCUGUGCACCGUCGUCACCCUGCUGCUCCUGGACUCUCCUGUGUUCGUGGAGACGCAGGGCUCCCUCGCUGUCAUGUUCGAGGCCAUGCUCGGCCUCCCGCAACUGCUGCAAAACUUUCACAACCACUCCACCAAAGGCAUGAGUGUGAAGAUGGUGCUGCUGUGGACAGCCGGUGACGUCUUCAAGACCACCUACUUUGUGAUGAAUGAGAGCCCGACUCAGUUCGCUGUUUGUGGCUCAGUUCAGAUCCUUAUCGACGUGGCCAUCCUGCUGCAGGUCCUCUUCUACAGCCAAGACACACGGACCAAGCUGGGAUGAACAAGGAUGUUGCUAUCUGCAACAGAAAAAAACAACACAAGGCUCCUGGGUUCAUUUAAUUUGGUGUAGUAUUUCAAGGCUUAAAAAAAAGAGCUGCAAAGAUGAUAGAAUUGUCCUAGGGCACGUUAAGCUACCAAAUUAUGGAGAAAGCCAAAAGCAGUGUAGAUUUAUUUGGUGUUCCGCCUUGAUUUCAAAUAUUUGGUCUUAAAGGUUCAUUCAGUUUAAAACUCUACCUUCAAGUCCAAUGAGGCAAACCGCCUGAGCUUUGAACAAAUUAUCCACAGCAGCAUUAACAAUAAGAGCACUUAAAAACAAAAGAUUAAGAUUUUUUAAGCGAGAUAAGGAUGUGUUUUUUUUAAUAUUUGAUACUAUUUAUUUGUUUCCUGUUGAACACGACUUGUAUGCUGGACUCCAAGAGGACAUGUGGAAACAUGACUCACUCCUGCAGCUCACUCGCAGCAGAUCUGUAAUGGCAGCUGUUACAAUCAGUCCUGCACUGGUAGCCCUGCACUGGAAUCUCCUGCCUGACUGAUGAGCCUCCCACUUCACACUCCACACCUAACAUAAGACCGGCCUCAUGAUGCAGAGAGAGAGUGUGUGUGUGUGUCUGUGUGUAUGUGUUUGCCAUGCAUGCUGGUGUUUCUCCACAGCAGAUAUUGAUUUUUGCCAUUGGCAUCCAGUGCGAGCCGAGGCUACAGAAGGUAUGCAAAGUAAGAGGAAGUAUAUAGGACAUCAAUCUGUUGUAUUUGUGCUUCAGGGUUUGAUUGACAAGAAGUGCAGGUCCAUACAUUAAUGAAACAGUAAGCAAUGCUGCUAUGCUCUGCGCCUGCCUUUGUCACAGACUCUUUAGUCCACACUAAGAAAUACGUCUGAUUGCAGGUCAAAUACUGCAGAAUUAGUUACUAUUUGAUAUUUGUGCUAUUAUCGUAUGUUGUAAGUAACACAGAAAAUUUUCUCACCCCUUAAAAGUAAUGAUACAAAAUAUUGAGCUUGUUUUCUGAAACUCAGAUCAAACCUUUUUACCUAACUCGUUCCACAUGCAGAGCGUCAUGUACCCAGGAUGACCAAAGAUUAUAAAUGUUAAAUAUGAAUAAUAAUUACAGACAAAGCUGUUUUAACUUUUGGAUAAAUUAUAACCCUAAGGCCCCGUGUCCACCUAGCGUUUUUCCUGGUAGCGCUGGCUGUACGGUCAAGAGCGCUUGCAUGGAGCGUUUGCAUGGAGCGUUGGUGUGCUGAGAAGAAACGCGCUGCACGCUCGUCCUGUUUCUAUGACAACAGUCUGUUGACAACGACCGCUGUAUGACCGACGCAGCUCUGUUGCUCUUUACUGCAUGUUUUAUAGUUAAGAUCGUUUUUAUCCUGAUCAGACACGGAGCAAACAGGAUGUGGGUAUAAGACAAGAUCUGUUGGCGACAAACAUACGGAGCGCAGGUUGAAAGAUUUUCUGGAUUUCUCCAGUCACAGCCUGCUGCUGCAAACGCUGUCUCCUCAUUCAGAAAAAAAACGGCAGGUAGACACAGGGAACUAACGAUGCAUUUUAUGUUACUUUAAAGUAAAUCAAGGGAAGGCUUAAAUAGGACGUUUUAUAACCCCUCUUUUUGUCAACAACAAAAGCUAUACAGCAACUUUGAGUCCAUCUCUUAGCUCCAAAUAAUUUGUCUUCAGUCCCUUACAUUGAAAUUCCUUUUCUUGUCAUGUGCAUGAGGCGAUCUGAAGAAGUAAACAGACUUUAAAGUCUCACCAGAAAUAUCCUCGUAAUAAAACAUCAUUACAGAAAUAUUAAUCCAUUUCAGCCAUCCAAAAUGCUAAGUUUUUUACCAAAUAUCUUAAUCAAAAGUUAAAUAAGUUAUUUAUAAUGAAUCACUAAUUCAAUGUCAUAUUCUCAGGGGAAGUGUUUUUUAAGCGCUUUCUUGAUGGUUUCCUCUUAAAGCACUGCAUGAAACAAAUCAGUGCCAGCAGCUGAUUAGUAGUCAGAGCAGGUUCCUUUAACUCCCCCCCAGGCUUGAGUUAAUUAAGAAAUAAAUCUAUUGCACCUGCUUAUAAAGUCCACCAGCCAGCAUUUUAACUUAGCAGCCAGUUAGUGUCCGUCUGUUCCUCUAAAGCCUUGUGUUUGCAGAUUCUCCUUCACUGAACAACUUUUGAGAAUUGCACACUGCGGGGGUUUUGGUUUGCAUUAGUCAGACUACCUCUUAUUGAAGCUGCCAGUAUGCCUCAGUAUACCUCAUCUAUAUAACAUGCUUUCAGUAGUAUUAGUGAUGUGAUUCUCAGGAACAGCAUGCUGUGAUCCGACAACUUACGAUAUCCUUUAGAGUGAGAAACAUGGCCAGAGUUUCCUCAUAUUAACGUCAGGUUUUAACGUUUGAUUAUUGAUCUUUGUCCUGAAGCAGAAGUUUGACAUAAAUCUGAUAGUACUCUCAUGUCUGUACAGUAAAUAUGUAACUACAACUAGUGUGGAUUAGCUUUGCCUAACAUAGAGCUGCAAAAGAUGACAAAUUCUGCUUAAGCCGACUUUAUUUUUGAUGAAUAAAAGCUGAAAUUGUCAAUCUACGGUAAAAAGCAACUUACAACCCUGUAUGCUCACCUAGCUUUUAAAGUGAAUGAGAACUGAGACUCUGAUUGAUUUAAAUAAUGUGACACCCAAAUACACCUAAUCAAGCGACUGUAUCCAUCCUGUUUGUGCCCUGCGCCUCACUAAGUGCCCAGAUUGUGCGCUGUCUAACUAGCUAAAUGUAUUUGGACACGCCCCCUACACACUUGGCCGUGUACUUCAGACCAUGAGCUUUAGAUUGUUUAAACACACAAAGUAAAUAAGGACGUGACCAGCCUACUUGGACACAUGUUAAACUUAGUAAGAGGGGCUUUCAUUCGUAAGGCUGCUUGCUGUAGCUUCAUAUUUGUCGUACAGAUAAAAAGAUUGAAUUUCAAUCGAUCUAUCCUCACAAGUGUGUUUUUAAAAAAUAUGAAAGUUUAGUAAUCAGUCAUUUGAGAUGUUUAGGAGUCAUAAGUUAUAGGAUCAUCAAACUAAUGGUGCAUUCCAUUUACCUCGCAACUCAAACUCAAAGCUGGGAAUGACAUCACUCCCGAGUUAACUGCGUUCCAGAUGCAAGUCGGACGAGCAACAUGGACCCCUCCAGGAGCAGUGUUGGGCAGUAACGUGUUACAGUAAUAAUAUUACUAUUACUAGUAUCAAGUAGUGUAACGAAUUACUAAUGAAAUUCCAGUAAUAAUAUUACAGUUACUCAAGCUAAAAAUAACUCGUUACUACUUUACUGUUGUUGUUAUUACCCCACUUCUGAUUUAAAAUGCAACAAUCCCCAGAUUAAUUUCAUCGCGUACGUCAGCCAAGCAGGAAGGUAGCGAGCUUCAUGGUUGCCAGGUUUGCAGUUUUCAUGCUGAAUUGGGCUUCAUUUUAGGUGCUGCUGCAAGUAGUUUUUUUUUUGGCCAUUGGGCUUAUUUCGUCAAUUGUUGUCAUGCAUACCUGGCAACUCUGGUUGGCUUGGAAGGUGGAAGCGCUCAAGUUUAUAUUCAGCAGCUGGAAAUUAGUUAGAAUUUAGUUUUCUCGAGAAGAAAGAUGACAAGAACAUCGUUGUCAGAUGUAGAUUGUGUCCUGGUACUAGGACUCUUUCUACUGCAAAAAACACGACCUUAAACCUCCUGAAGCACUUACAUCAACAGCACAACAACGUGUAAAUAAACCCCUCCAACGAGCCCUCUGCGGCCCGGAGGAUAGCUGUAGCCCUACAAUACCUACAAAACAACCAAGACUGGAUUUUAAUCGUGGACAGCUACAAGCGAAAAAAGAACUAAUAAAACGAGUAGUGUAACAUAUAACUGUUGGCAGGGAGUAAUAAGUAAAGUAAUUAUAUUACUUUUAAAAAGAGUAUCGAGUAAUGUGUAAUAUGUUCAUUUUUUUCAGUAACGAGCCCAACACUGUCCAGGAGUACAUUUGUUUUGUUAGCUAAUACCAGACGAUAACAACACACUACGUGAUAGUUUGUGCACGAAAACAACAUGUCCACAGAGAGAGCUUGCACGAUACUAUCGGUUUGAUAGAUUGAAUUACACCAAAAGAGGGCUAAGCUGCUAAUAAACACAAUAGUUACAGCUUAAAUGUUACUGUUGAAGCAUGAAGCAGCCAUGUUUGAUUUUAACUUGGGCUACUGAAGCUUCUCCGAGUGUCCAAGUCGGAAUUCAUACUUUUGGGGAGCGUUCUUGAUGACGUAUCAAACCGCCAUUGGAACUUCCCACUUCUGGGAUCAAAUGGAAAACACCAUUAAUCUCUGUGAAGAAGAACUCUGUUGUAUUUUUUAUGUGUAUCAGUUUGAAUACAGGACAGAUUAAAUAUAUAAUCUAUAUGUUUAUGUAUGAGUACGUAGAUACGUACAUCACAAAAGAGAUGUUGGAGUAAAAACAUGGAAUGUGUUUGAUGAAUGAACUGUGUAAAUAACCACGAGUAUAUCAGUCUAUGGAUCCAAAAUGGCUGUUCUGCAGGAGCUGCUGUAAUAAGUGUUGGAGUGACAUUUAUAAAGGGGCUCAGGUUACUGAUAGACUUUAGUGACAUUCACUUUUGUGGUUUCUGUGACCUUCCAUUGUGUGUUUCCCUCUGCGUGGGUAUGCAUUGGUUCUUCAGUUCAUCUUAUCCAACAUUAUAUCUGUAAGCAAUAUUGUGAGCAGCAUGUCUCUUAUCUCCUGUUCCCUGAAGCAUACCACAGUUGUGUUGCGUUUGCAUUAUUUCUGUAUUCUAUAUGCUCUUAUCACCAGAUGUGUAUCUUUAUAUUUUCUCUCUCAGCAGAAGCUCAGGGUGGAACCUCGCUGGAUUUAGCUUAACAUUUUGGGCUUUGUAUAGCCUUUUUUUAUUCAAGGGCGUUUGGACAGAUUAGCACACACACACUGAGUGGUUGUGAUAAUCCUUCAGCCUCGUUCACAUUCUGGUUACUUUGCUUUUUGCCCAACCCGUAACGCAUUCAUAUAAGGAAAGGGGACUUUGUAGUCCUAGAGAGGGAGUGCUCUGAUUGUUACUUCUACCACAUACAGGAUGAAUCUUUAUGUCAUGGAUUACCAAAUUUUAUAAUUAUUAGUUUGUUUUUUAAUAAGCAUCUGUUGAUUAAGGAGAUGUAUGUAAAUGAUCUGUGAAACCAAACAUAAAUGAUGCCUUUAAAGUAUAUUAAAGCUCUUGUGAGGAGUUUUUAACUGGGUACCAAACAGACUGAAAUGAAUACUGGUACCUCUUUAUGACCAACAAAAACAAACAAGAUAAUCGGUAGAAAGACUGAUGAUUUCUAUUGGCUUUUGUAAAUGUUUGAUGAUGAUGCUACCAGGCGAUAGGUGGCGGACAAAGUGAUCCUUUUUGUACGUCUUCCCCUGAAAAAAAUGUUGAUGAUAAAUUUGCCUUUAUGAAUUAAGCACAGGUGGAGAAAAAACACUACUCACUCAAGUUUAGGACAAACGACAUAUGACUUUGUCCAGAGGGGGCACCAAAAGCCAUACCAUCUGAGAGUUCCUCACAGGAGCUUUAAAAUAAACCAGAACAAAGACAAAUGCACAUUGAAAUGAGAUGUGACAUCAUGAUUAUUACCGUAUUAUGUACAAGUCUGUGAUUCCACUCAAAUGCAAAAACAAACUCCCAAAUGAUACACUUUAAGUGGUUUUUACUAUCUGAUGACAGCUGUAUGUAUGUGAAAUAUUUAUCAUGUUAUUGUCUCACAUAUAAACUAUUUAUAUUUCA